AUGAUCCUCCUGCCCUUCCUCGACCAGCCCUUGCUCCUCCGUGCUUGCGCGCCACGUCAUCCAGCGGCCGUGCGGGCGACUGCGGCAGUCGAGGUGCCCCUCGAGCUCCCGGGCGUGACGCUGGCGGUGCAGGACUCGCGGCUGCCGGGCGCGGGCCAGGGCCUCUUUGUCAGCCUCGCCGACGGUGCCGACUCGGCGACGAUAUCCUCGGGCGAGGUUCUCUGCGGCUACUGUGACGAGAGCACCCUGGUCGACGAGGCGACGGGCGACAAGGCUGUCCCGUUUGCGUUCGGCGAUGCGCAGAAGCUCGUGCUACUCGCAGGCGAGCCACCACACACCCGCGCCAUCGCCGGUUCUGGCGCCUCUUCGCUGCACGGCCACGCGGUGCGGCGGUACGGGCCGGGCGACGCCGGCGUCUCGGUCGUGCCAGACUCGCUCACUCAGCGGAUCCUCGUGCCGCGGCCGGGAGCGCCGCCCGCCUCAGAGCUCGGGCGUGGGUCGCUGGGGCAGUUUGCAAACGACCUCGCCUUUGAGCGCGGCCUGCUGGGCAGGCGCCACGCCGCCCUUGAGUACGAGACCGCCUCCGCGGCCUCAAACUCGCUCUCCCUGGUGUGGGAGCUCACGCUGCUGCCGCCCCGGCGGGGUGGCGGCGACGCCGCGGGUGGCAUGCUCGUGCCGUCGCGCGUGGUGCUCGUCACGAGCCGCGACAUCAGCCUGACUGCGGGCGGCAGCGCGGUCGAGCUCGGCUGCCACUACGGGCUGCAGUACUGGCGGGUGCUGCAGGAGCUCGGCUGGCUGGCGUGA
Emiliania huxleyi CCMP1516 is the source of this 804-nucleotide messenger RNA. RefSeq lists its product as hypothetical. Lineage: Eukaryota; Haptophyta; Isochrysidales; Noelaerhabdaceae. The coding region runs from base 1 to 804 and encodes 267 amino acids. The transcript has 2 exons. The record is from RefSeq and is a predicted model, not a curated record.